UCCUAUGGCUAUGCUAUGGGGGGGAUUAUUCCAAUCAUUGGAUUGGUGAGUCAGAGAGAGUAGUAAAACCGAGUCCUCUCUGUUCUCCCUCCAUCUCUAUUUAUUUUAUUCUUCUUGGUGGAAUUCUGUUUAAAAGACCAAUUUCAAUAUGGCGCUAAUGUUGUAUCCAAUCAAUACUAAUAAUAAUAAUAAUAAUAAUGAUAAUAAUAAUAUUAAGAAUAGGAUAGUCGUCGUCCCCAACAACAGAAUCCUAAUUCAUCCUCCUCUGGGUUUUCCCUCUUUGUUCCAAAGAAAACCCCCCAUCCAUUCCCAUAAAUUCAAACUUGUUUAUCACUAUCACAAUCCUAAUCCCAAUACCAAUUUAAGUUCCAUACAUAAUCAUCGAAUAAUCCCCACCGUCUCUGCCAUAACUUCCUCAGCAUCAGCAUCAGCAUCAGCAUCAGCAUCAGAUGUCAUUGAAAUUGAUGGGGACAACACCACCACCACCACCACCACCACCGCCACCGCCACAACCACCGUAUCCUCCAAAGAGUGGCUGGAAUUUGCGACAAAUGUGUCAGGAGAAUGGGAUGGAUAUGGAGCUGAUUUUUCCAGCCGAGGGAAUCCAAUUGAACUUCCAGAAUCAGUUGUCCCCGAAGCUUACAGAGAGUGGGAGGUCAAGGUGUUUGAUUGGCAGACUCAGUGCCCCACCCUUGCAAAGCCAGAAGAUUCCAUUUUUUUCUACAAAUCAAUAAAGCUACUUCCCACUGUUGGAUGUGAAGCUGAUGCUGCAACACAGUACAGCAUUGAUGAGAGGAAUAUAGGAGGUACAGAUGACUCUGCCUUUGCCUUUGCAUAUCAAUCCAGUGGAUGUUAUGCAGCAGUUUGGCUGAUGGAGGACCAUGCCACAUACAGAUUAUUAGAGUUAGAGCAUUGCUUGAUUGAUCCUCGAAAUCGGGAGUCACGUGUGCGGAUUAUUCAGGUUGUCCGUGUUGAAAAGAGCAAGUUCAUGUUACAGAACAUCAAGGUCUUUUGUGAGCAGUGGUACGGGCCAUUCAGAAACGGGGAGCAGCUAGGUGGAUGUGCCAUCCGUGAUUCUGCAUUUGCUUCCACGGAUGCCUUGAAAAGUUCAGAAGUUACUGGUGUUUGGCAGGGCCUUCAUGCUGUUGCCUGCUUCCAAAAUUCUCAGACCAAUGUGCUGCAAGAACUUUUAGAUGACAGUGUGCAAAAGUCAGUGAGAGAUGACCAAAAUCUGGUAUUGCUUCCAAAGCAGUUGUGGAGUUCACUGAAGGAAAGAGAAGAUGGACAAACUUGCUGUGAGGUGGGAUGGCUAUUAGAUCAGGGGCAAGUUAUCACAUCAAAAUGCAUCUUUUCACCUGAUGCAGGGUUAAAGGAAAUUGCAGUAGCACGCGAAACUGCAGGUAUGGCACAGUAGCACGUGAAUCAGCAGGAUUUGGACAUCUUAUUUAUGCGGAUUGAUCGCCAUUCCCACCAGCAUAAAGCAUUUGCUUACAAGUAUAGAAAGGAAAUAGAACCGUUACCCUGGCAUGCCAACAACAAUUUAAUUCUGAUUCAACUACAAGAAAAUAGUUGUGAUACAAAAAACGUAAUAUCAUGGUUUGAGUAACUAUGUACAACAUAUUACACAUGUUAGAUUAGGCUACAGCUUUGUUGUUCCCAACAAAAUGUGAUGUUGGUAUGGAAGAGCACCUUCUACACAAAUUUGCUGCCAGGAAUAUGCAUUCUAUCUUCUCAAAUGCCUGCAGGUAUUUGUUUACUUCACUUAUUGCAGUUCCAAUGCAAACAUGUAUUUUUGGUUGUUUUUUCGUUGUUUGUUUUAAAGGGUGUAUCUUUAUAUGUUUGUCCAAACCUUGAAAUCCGAACCAUCUCACAUCCUCAUUUCCACAUUGUCUCAGUAGAUGUUUUGGUUUUAUAUUUACUGCCCAUUUGAUGGGAAUACUUGUUAAUGAUAA
Messenger RNA from Camellia sinensis, 1952 nucleotides. Its product is annotated as glycerol kinase. The record is from RefSeq and is a predicted model, not a curated record. Lineage: Eukaryota; Viridiplantae; Streptophyta; Magnoliopsida; Ericales; Theaceae.